This is a messenger RNA of Artibeus jamaicensis (Jamaican fruit-eating bat), 366 nucleotides long. It is a transcript of the gene DEFB115, whose product is annotated as defensin beta 115. The coding region runs from base 1 to 366 and encodes 121 amino acids. The transcript is spliced from 3 exons. NCBI's taxonomy places the organism in Eukaryota, Metazoa, Chordata, Mammalia, Chiroptera, Phyllostomidae. The record is from RefSeq and is a predicted model, not a curated record.
AUGCUGCUGGAUCUUUCCUCGCCCCCCUCAGGAUACGUUAAAUUCUUGCUCCUGGCCCUAGCUGUCCUUGUGGUCCUGCCUCAGGCUUCCCCAGAUGGAUGGGUCCACAGGUGCGAUUACAGUACUGGCCAAUGCAGGACAGCUUGCAAAGAAAAUGAGAAAGAGAAAGAAAAAUGUAUAGGAAAAAAAAUUUGCUGCAUCCCUCUAAUAAAGCCAAAAUCAUCAAGUGUUCUCAAGAAACAAGAGAUGAUACGUGGCAUCCAUGACACUAAGUUCCCAGUGGGCUUCCAUGAAUCUAGGCCUCCAGCUAACCCCAGCAUCCACAGUACCAGAUUCCCACAUAUUGAGACCCCCUGUUCACCCUGA